AUGUCUAACAAAAAAGACAUCGCACCCUGGCAACCCAUCCUCGCCGGCGGGGCAGCCGGGGGCACAGAGAGUCUACUUACCUACCCAACCGAAUACCUCAAAACCCGCCAACAACUACCCACACCGGGUAGCACAGGACGCCAAUCCCUGAUCUCCCUCCUCACAAGCACCAUCCGAAACCAUGGCCUCCGCACUUUAUACACGGGCAGCGGCGUCUUCUGCGCCUCCAACGCCUCGAAAUCCGCCAUCCGGUUCUUCGCCUUCGACAGCGCCCGCAAGGCCAUGCCCACAGACGCACAAGGGAAGGUAACCCCACUAGGCAACAUGUGCGCGGGCUUAGUCGCCGGUGUCGCAGAGGCUGUAGUGGUAGUGACACCCGGCGAAACGAUCAAGACGAGGAUGAUUGACGACCGGGCGGGACCGAGACAUUACCGUUCAACAGCGCAUGGGAUCGGCUCGAUACUUUCGCAAGAGGGACCGGCAGGUCUCUAUCGAGGUGUUGUACCCGUGACAUUAAAGCAGUCAGCAAACGCGAUGGUGCGUUUCACGAGCUAUAACUUCAUUUUGAAUCAAUUGACUGCGAUGACGAUGAGUGAGGGGACACAACAGCAGGGGCUACGCAAGUCAAUGAAUACGGUGGUUGCGGGGGCGUUGGCGGGUGUGGUCACGGUUUAUGCGACGAUGCCGUUUGAUACGAUCAAGACGAGGUUGCAGGCUAGGGAUGCACGUCAGCGAUAUACAGGGUCGGUGGGCUGUUUGCGGUCGGUGGUCGUUAAGGAGGGAUUUUCGGCGUUGUGGAGAGGGACGACGCCGAGGUUGGUGAGGUUGAGUGUCUCGGGGGCUUUGAGCUUCUCGAUAUAUGAGUCUGUUUUGCAAUGGACGUCACAAUAUACAAUGCCGGAGCGAGGUCAGGAAAUUGCUUAA
Aspergillus affinis is the source of this 924-nucleotide messenger RNA. Its product is annotated as mitochondrial carrier. NCBI's taxonomy places the organism in Eukaryota, Fungi, Ascomycota, Eurotiomycetes, Eurotiales, Aspergillaceae. Gene Ontology annotation, biological process: mitochondrial citrate transmembrane transport. The transcript has 3 exons. The record is from RefSeq and is a predicted model, not a curated record. The coding region runs from base 1 to 924 and encodes 307 amino acids.